Messenger RNA from Diversispora eburnea, 966 nucleotides. Lineage: Eukaryota; Fungi; Glomeromycota; Glomeromycetes; Diversisporales; Diversisporaceae. The record is from the annotation of a GenBank genome assembly.
AUGGAAAUACCCAAAGCAGUAAAAAAUUUUGAAUUACCACAAGCGGUUAAAAAUAUUGACCUUCCGGCUGCCAUGAAAAAUAUCGAACUUCCUGCCUCGGUUAAGAAUAAUAUAGAGAUGAUACCUGAAGCAAUGAAAAAUAUUGAUUUUUCAAAUGCUAUGAAAAAUGUUCCAAAUGCAUUAAGAGAAGUUCCCAAUGCUGUAAUGAAUACACAAGUUCCUAUUUUUUCUGCAUUUGCAACUUCUGCUUUUACAAGUGUUGCAUCUUUAACAAAAAACAUUCAACAAAAAGUUGAACAAACAGCUAAAGAAUUUCAACAACAACAUCAAGAAUUCAUUAAAGAAGUAAAAGAAGAGACACAUGAAUCAAAAGUAGGAACAGAAGCUAUUCCACCAUGGGCAGGUUUACCAAAUGAAGAAGAGCUUAAAGAACAAAUUAUGGCUUUAUCUCAGGAUAAACGUAAUUUCACCAUUCCACCCCCAGAAAAUACAAAUUUUCAAUUUGAACUGCAUGUUUACUACCAAACUGCUAUGGCAGCUCUUCAAGCUGAUCCUAAACUAAAUCGUAUGCGAUUUGAAUUAGUUCCAGCAAUAGUACCAGAACCAACUUUUUGGAGAAAUUAUUUCUAUCGUAUAUCUCUUAUUAAACAGACAUCAUUGGGUUCAAUGGAAGAUACAGUUUUGAAAAAAGAAGUUUAUUCUAAGGAUGUUGGUGAUAAAGAUUUAACAAUUGUUACUCGAGAAAUUAAUGAAAAAGCGAGCGAAAUUAUUGAGGUCAAGGAAAAAGAUGAAGCAUCAUCUACUAAUAGUGAAAUAUUGUUCGAUGCUUCAUCCAAGUCUGGUGAUGAUUCAGAUGCAUGGAUUGAUGAAUUUGCUAAAACAACAGAAUUGGAAGGCGUAGAAGAUGGCGAAGAUGAAUUUCCAGAGAAUUGGGAGGAACAACUAAAAGAACAGCUAAAGGAGUAA